AUGUGGAAGCACCAGAGGAAAACCAAGUCCAAACCAUGUGGAAGCACCAGAGGAAAACCAAGUCCAAACCAUGUGGAAGCACCAGAGGAAAACCAAGUCCAAACCAUGUGGAAGCACCAGAGGAAAACCAAGUCCAAACUAUGUGGAAGCACCAGAGUAAAACCAAGUCCAAACCAUGUGGAAGCACCAGAGGAAAACCAAGUCCAAACCAUGUGGAAGCACCAGAGGAAAACCAAGUCCAAACCAUGUGGAAGCACCAGAGGAAAACCAAGUCCAAACCAUGUGGAAGCACCAGAGGAAAACCAAGUCCAAACCAUGUGGAAGCACCAGAGUAAAACCAAGUCCAAACCAUGUGGAAGCACCAGAGUAAAACCAAGUCCAAACCAUGUGGAAGCACCAGAGUAA
Molecule: messenger RNA, 405 nt
Organism: Knipowitschia caucasica
Lineage: Eukaryota; Metazoa; Chordata; Actinopteri; Gobiiformes; Gobiidae
Source: the annotation of a GenBank genome assembly